Molecule: messenger RNA, 357 nt
Organism: Metarhizium brunneum ARSEF 3297
Lineage: Eukaryota; Fungi; Ascomycota; Sordariomycetes; Hypocreales; Clavicipitaceae
Source: RefSeq, a predicted model, not a curated record
AUGAGAUUCUCCAUCGACUCUACGCUCAUUACCGCCGUUCUGGCUCUCUCAGCCGCCCAGACGGGCCUGGCUGCGCCUGUGCCACAAACCAACGGAGCCGGCAACCUCUUGUCUGGCAUCCCUCUCGUCGGGAACUUGCUCGGACCCCUCCUGUCCGGCAUCCCCCUUGUCGGCGGCUUACUCGGCGGAGGAGGCGGCGAUGCUGGUGCUGGUUCCGCCUUGUCCGGCAUCCCCAUCGUCGGCGGCUUGCUCGGCGGAGGAGGUGGCGGCGCUGGUGCCGGCCUCGGCGGCCUCGGCGGCCUGCUGGGCAGGGACGGUGACGCUAUUCCGAGGGAGGAGAACAGCGCCAGCUCCUAA